Molecule: messenger RNA, 1461 nt
Organism: Penicillium pulvis
Lineage: Eukaryota; Fungi; Ascomycota; Eurotiomycetes; Eurotiales; Aspergillaceae
Product: LLM class flavin-dependent oxidoreductase
Exons: 8
Coding region: 1-1461 (486 amino acids)
Molecular function (GO): oxidoreductase activity, acting on paired donors, with incorporation or reduction of molecular oxygen; monooxygenase activity
Source: RefSeq, a predicted model, not a curated record
AUGUCAGAGACCAAUAAUGGAAUUGGCGAGAAGCCUAAGAAGUCUUUGAUUCUCAAUGCCUUCGUGGAGAUGUGCAGUGGUCACCAGUCUCCUGGACUGUGGCGACACCCCGAAGAUGAAUCUCACAGAUUCAACGACAUUGACCACUGGGUAGAACUGGCUCAAUUGCUUGAGUCGGCCAAAUUUCAUGGAAUUUUUAUCGCCGACGUUCUUGGAGGCUAUGAUGUCUACAAGGGACCCCGAAACCUGGACCCAGCCGUGAUCUCGGGUGCUCAAUGGCCAGUUAAUGAGCCUUUGGCUGUGGUACCGGCUAUGGCAGCAGCAACCAAGAACAUUGGGUUCGGAGUUACUGUCACGACGACUUAUGAGCAACCCUAUCAUUUGGCUCGACGUCUAUCAACCGUCGAUCAUCUUACUAAAGGACGAUUGGGUUGGAAUGUUGUAACAGGAUAUCUCGAUUCUGCAGCCCGAAACAUGGGCCAAGCCGAACAGCCACACCACGAUGACCGAUAUGCCGUGGCAGAGGAAUACGUCAAAGUAACCUACAAGCUCUGGGAAUCAUCCUGGCGCCAAGACGCCGUGGUCCUAGACCGCGAGCGAGGCGUAUACACCGAGCCCUCACGUGUACGACAAAUCAAUCACUCAGGCAAAUACUUCAACGUACCAGGCCCACAUCUCUGCCAGCCAAGUCCACAGCGCACCCCCGUCAUCCUUCAAGCGGGAACAUCCAAGGCUGGAAAGACCUUUGCAGCGCAACACGCUGAAGCCAUCUUCGUCGCUGGACACAGUCCUGCGGUCGUCGCCAAGAACGUCGCCGAGAUCCGUCAGCUUGCGCAGAGUGAGUUUGGACGUGAUCCCCAGAGCAUCAAGUUCUUGGCUUUGCUUUGCCCUGUGCUUGGCCGGACGGAGGAAGAGGCGCUUGAGAAGUUCAAGUAUUAUCGUAGUUUAGGAUCGAUCGAUGGGGCUUUGGCGCUCUUUGGGGGCUGGACUGGGAUUGAUUUGGAUACUUAUGGCGAUGACGAAGAGCUGAGACAUGUGGAGAGCAAUGCCAUUCGUUCUGCUGUUGAAGGCUGGUCGAAAGCCACUCCUGAGGUCGCAAAAUGGACCAAAGCCACUGUGGGCCAGCAUAUCACCGUGGGUGGCCUAGGUGCCACUCCUGUUGGCACAGCGGCGCAGGUGGCUGACAAUAUGGAACGCUGGAUCAAAGAGGCCGAUGUUGAUGGAUUCAACCUGGCUUAUGCGGUCAAACCAGGCUCAUUCAAGGAUGUCAUUGAUUUGCUGAUCCCUGAAUUGCGCCGUCGUGGUUUGUUCUGGGAUGAUUAUGCGGUGCAGAAGGGAACAUACCGCGAGAAUCUAAACGCGACGCCUGGCCAAUCUGGUCCCCGGGAUGAUCACCCUGCGGCGAAGUAUAGGUGGAAGGCAGGCGUUGACGCUGCUGAUCAUCCAGUGCCGGAGAAUUAA